Messenger RNA from Hevea brasiliensis (rubber tree), 792 nucleotides. RefSeq names its product aspartate--tRNA ligase 2, cytoplasmic-like. Gene Ontology annotation, molecular function: aspartate-tRNA ligase activity; ATP binding; RNA binding. The transcript has 4 exons. The record is from RefSeq and is a predicted model, not a curated record. Lineage: Eukaryota; Viridiplantae; Streptophyta; Magnoliopsida; Malpighiales; Euphorbiaceae. Bases 223 to 528 code for a protein of 101 amino acids. Gene Ontology annotation, biological process: aspartyl-tRNA aminoacylation. Gene Ontology annotation, cellular component: aminoacyl-tRNA synthetase multienzyme complex; cytoplasm; cytosol.
UUCUCAAGAACUGCUUCUCUUAUAAUUUACUCUCAGCUUCCAUUUCUCUUCUCCACUCAACGAUUCAGAAGCUCUAUGGUUUUUGUAGCCUCCAAUUUCUCCCUCUCUUGCACAAACUUAAUUAGCGACUAUAAGUCUUCCAUUUCAGAAUUUGUUGAAUAAUUGACAUAUGGAAUGGAGAAAGGUGGUUUUAACAUAAGGAUGAAUGACAAAGUUUAAUAAAUGAUUCAGUCGUGUAAUUCCCGCUGUCAAUUGCAAAACCAUGCAAUCAUUCGCCAAAUCUCAGGUGAGGAAAUAAUUUCCGGAGCUCAACGUGUCCAUGUACCUGAGUUGCUGGAAGAACGUGCAAAGGCAUGUGGCAUUGAUGUCAAUACAAUAACAACGUACAUUGAUUCUUUCAGGUAUGGUGCACCUCCACAUGGCGGGUUCGGAGUGGGGUUAGAGCGUGUGGUAAUGUUAUUCUGUGUUCUGAAUAACAUUCGCAAAACAUCGCUUUUCCCUCGUGACCCACUUAGGCUUGCCCCUUGAUUUGUUUAAGCACAGCAUCAUCCUUUGUUUUGCUAAGAUUAUACUAUAUCUUUUCUCCUCCUGGAAGUUUUAGGUUACAAAAGUGGAAAAAAGAAAAACUAUGUAAGUGUCUGCAUGGAGAAGAUAAUUUCUUCCAAGUACCAUGUAAUAUGAAGGUUUAUUUCAAGUUACCAUUUGAAAUGGGAGGCACACAUACAUUUUGCUGCAUCAAAUCCUGUAAGCACUUUUGUUGAGGUCAUUAAUUAUGGGUUUUCUUUUACUUCA